Chrysochloris asiatica (Cape golden mole) is the source of this 1125-nucleotide messenger RNA. It is a transcript of the gene IL17C, whose product is annotated as interleukin 17C. Gene Ontology annotation, molecular function: cytokine activity. The coding region runs from base 1 to 1125 and encodes 374 amino acids. Gene Ontology annotation, biological process: inflammatory response. The record is from RefSeq and is a predicted model, not a curated record. Gene Ontology annotation, cellular component: extracellular region. NCBI's taxonomy places the organism in Eukaryota, Metazoa, Chordata, Mammalia, Afrosoricida, Chrysochloridae. The transcript is spliced from 7 exons.
AUGGAGGGAGCCUUCUCACCAUUACUGGUGUUCACGGCUGCCCUGCUAGAAUUCAGUGUGCAGUGGCCCUCAGGGACACCGGGGUCAGGGCCUGUGCACAUGAUGAGUCCUGACACCCCCUCAGACUACCAACACCCUGCUCAUGCAGGAUCCUUCACAGCUGAGGGACUGAGGCAGAUUCCAGGGGAGCAAGACAUUCCUGCAGGCUCCCUCUCUGCCUCUGCCGGCCCAGACACGCGUCUCUCCUGGUGUUCCGUCCAGCCCCUCUCCCUUGCACGCAAACGCCAUCACGAAAGGGGUCGGGCACCGAAGGACGGACUUCUAGCCUCGCCUCAGUCGCCAGCAAGAAUGCGCCUCCGCCCUGCAUCCUUCCGGCCCUCCCCCACGUCAGAUCCCCGACCCAAGAACUCCGGGCUCCCUGAGCACCCCUCCUGCUUGUCCCAAAAGGAGUCCUCGGGCAGUGGGGACCUGAGGAGGAGCCAAGAGCGGAGGGACUGCCUCCCCACACCCCCUCCUCUCCUCAAGGGACCCGGGCAGCACCUCCAAGAGCUCCUGCUUCUGCUCUGGCUGCCUGCCAACCUGGCCCACCAUGCUGCCCCGCUCAGGGGACCCCAUACCCAGGAGACCACGCGCUGCUACUCCGCUGACGAGCUGACCCUAGGCCAGCCUCCCCAACACCUGUUGGCUCGAAGCGCCCGGUGGGAGCAGACCUUACCAGUAACCCUGGUGUCAAGCGUCGAGACGGCGGGCCGCAGGAGACGGCAGGACAGGUCCCCAGCAGAGAACCCGUGCCCGGUGCUUCGGCCAGAGCAGGUGUUGGAGGCAGAGAUCCAUCAGCGUUCCAUAUCACCCUGGAGAUACCGCAUCGACACGGACGAGAACCGCUACCCGAAGAAGCUGGCCUUCGCCGAAUGCCUCUGCCGGGGCUGCAUCGACGCGCGCAGCGGCCGCGAGACGACGGCGCUCAACUCGGUUCAGCUGAGCCAGAGCCUGCUCGUGAUAAGGCGCCGCCCGUGCGCCCCCCACGGCGCCGCCCACCCCCAGCCCGGGGCGGUAACCUUCCAAGCCGAGUUCAUCCGCGUACCGGUCGGCUGCACCUGCGUCGUGCCCAGAUCGACGCAGUGA